This is a messenger RNA of Pungitius pungitius (ninespine stickleback), 2739 nucleotides long. It is a transcript of the gene susd2, whose product is annotated as sushi domain containing 2. The record is from RefSeq and is a predicted model, not a curated record. The transcript has 16 exons. NCBI's taxonomy places the organism in Eukaryota, Metazoa, Chordata, Actinopteri, Perciformes, Gasterosteidae. The coding region runs from base 43 to 2499 and encodes 818 amino acids.
AAACGCUGGAACUAAACUGAAGAAGCAGCAGAAACCUCGAUCAUGAUGGAGAGAUUCACACCAGUACUACUGCUCCUUCUGGUUUCAUGUGUCUGCAGGAUAUCAGGACAGACAUGUGAAGGAAGUUGUGGGUUCAAAUUGGACUCGUGCUCAUGCCGCUCGACAUGCACGGCUCUUAAGGACUGCUGUACAGACUAUGGAGAGUACUGUGUUGAAAUAUUCCCAUACUCUGGGUCCAUUUUGGGUGGGACAGAUUUUAUUGUCCUCGAAGCGAGUUUCAACAAGAGUUCAGAGCUUCUAUGCAGGUUCAACAUCAAUAUCGACACUGUGGGCUACGUGGAUGAAGGCGGUCGAGGCCAUUGCAUCUCCCCACUGUUGUAUCAAACAGGAUGGGUUUCCCUGAACAUCUCCUCUGACAAUGGCACAACAUUCAACAGAGUUGGAACAUGGCUCUCAGUGCAUACUGGCAAGUUAGAUGCUAAGUUUAAGGCAAUUCUUGUCAACUCGACCAAAUGGCAGUACUACGGUACACCCGGGGUCGGAGGCCCUCUUGAGAUGACAUGGAACACGUCUUUGGUGAGAGCGGAGAGGGUCAACGUAGAGCUGUGGGGAUACAGGGAGACAGGGAAACCGUACACAGACAACUGGCAGGGUGAGUGGCAAUACCUGUACUCACUUGCCAAGAAUCAGCUCAACAAUGGGUCUUUUAGCUUUUUGCCCAAACCAGCACCGAACGGCUUUUCAAGUUGGGAGGUUGGCUCCGUACGUGUGAGCCCCAGCAAUAACGCGGAUGGCAUAUGGGACGUACAGGCGGCAUGGACCGAGGAUCACGCUCUGGCCUGGCACCUGGAGGACAAGUUCAGGCAGAACUCAACGGUUUGGGCCCUGGAGAAAUGCUUAGCAUGGGACCAGUUGGAAAAUGAGCUGCCCAACUUCCUCAGCGAGAUCGUAGACUGCCCCUGUACUCUGGCUCAAGCGAGGGCAGACACUGGGAGGUUUCACACCGACUACGGCUGUGAUAUAGAGAAGGGCAGCGUGUGCACCUACCACCCUGGGUGUGUUCACUGUGUGAGGGCCAUACAGGCCAGUCCCAAAUAUGCAGCGGGACAGCAGUGCUGUUACGACGCCAACGGCACUCAGGUGCUGACGGGAGACUCGAUCGGGGGAAGCACCCCGGACCGAGCGCACGACUGGGGCUCGCCUCCGUUCCUGAGACCCCCUCGAGUCCCUGGACAGUCCCACUGGGUCUACGACGUCCUCAGCUUCUACUACUGCUGCCUGUGGUCCGACAACUGCCACUACUACUUCAAACACCGGCCCUCCAGCGACUGCAGGAGGUACCGCCCCCCGAGCUCAGCGGUGGUGUUUGGAGAUCCCCACUUCAUUACCUUUGAUGGCGUCAGGUACUCCUUCAACGGCAAGGGAGAGUACACUUUGAUGACCUCAGCAAAGACACAGCUGACCAUCCAGGGAAGGACGGAGCCCGUGAAUCCCACGGUGAAAGCUACAAAGUUGACCGCCGUGGCCAUGAAAGAAAGGUCCUCCGAUGUCAUUGAGGUGCGGCUGGUCGGCGGUCACAACGGCCUCGAAGUACUCCAGAAUCAAAAAACUCUCUCCUUUGCUGAGCAGAGCUGGAUGGACCUGCAGGGUGUGUCUGUUUUUUGUCCCACUCCUACAAAUGUGACCGUCAUGUUCCCGAGCGGAGCCGGGGUGGAAGUGCGUCUGAGAGAGGAAACCAUGACAACCACCGUGCUUCUGCCAGAGGAGUUCAGAGACUCCACUGUGGGGCUGCUGGGGAAGAUGAACGGCGACGCCAGCGACGACCUCGCUCGCAGCGACGGGGAACUCGUGAGGAACUUCAGCAAUCCAGAGGAGGUGUUCAACUUCGGGGCGAGCUGGGCCAUCUCCAACGAGUCUGCCUUGUUCACAUAUGAUUCAGAAAUUCUUUUGAACACAUACUAUUAUAGUUCCAGACAUGACAGUAGCUUUGUUCCAGUGUUUUUUGUCCCUGAGAGUCCAGACGACCCAUUAGCCAAUCAGGCACGUGAGAUAUGCACUGGAGACGGCGCUGAGUACUGCAGGUAUGAUAUCCUGGUAGGUCGUAGUUCAAGAUUGGGAAAUGCAACCAAAGUGUCUUUCCAGAGUCACGUUUCUCUGGCACGGGAUCUAAAGCAAGUGAUAUCCUGUGGGUGGCUUGGACCCCCAAAUGAUGGGAAGAAGCAGGGCACCCGCUAUUUACAAGGAGCUAAGGUGCAGCUGUCCUGCAACGAGGGCUUCACUCUGGAAGGAUCUGCGGAGAGAAUCUGCCUGCGGAACGGCCGCUGGUCUGGAAACAAUGCAAACUGCGUGGUUCCCAGUAAGAUUCCAGGCAUCGUGGCUGGCACAGUCGUCGGAGCAUUAGCGCUGAUUUUAAUCAUAACGAUGAUCGUACUCCAGUCCAGGAAACUGAAAAGAAAAGCUGAACAGUCAGAACAAGCUGAGUCAGAGGAGGCCUUCUAAACCACAACUGCUCAUUUACCGUAAACAUUUAAAUGUACGAAUGAACGCAUGCAUGACGAAAGAUCGAGACACACAUGACACAGGCGAGAAACCCAGCUGUGUUCCAGAUUAGAACAGAUUAUUGGGCAAAGGUCAGUGCAGAGAUAAAGAGCAACUACGCACUGCUUCUUCCGUGGCACAAAUGUAUUAUUGCACUGAUAUCAACAUGAACACAUCCACCAUAAAACGCUCGUAAAAUCA